This is a messenger RNA of Aspergillus puulaauensis, 1191 nucleotides long. RefSeq names its product deubiquitination module subunit SGF73. Lineage: Eukaryota; Fungi; Ascomycota; Eurotiomycetes; Eurotiales; Aspergillaceae. The transcript has 4 exons. Gene Ontology annotation, biological process: regulation of transcription by RNA polymerase II; regulatory ncRNA-mediated heterochromatin formation; RITS complex assembly. Gene Ontology annotation, cellular component: SAGA complex. The record is from RefSeq and is a predicted model, not a curated record. Bases 1 to 1191 code for a protein of 396 amino acids.
AUGCCUACAAACGGCGACAUCGGUCGAGCAUCGCCGGCCGCGUCAGGCUCUGGAAGCUUCAUCGAUGCAUCGGGAUUCAAGUUCUCCGAGAAGGAUACCAAGCCGGGCAAGAUCAAGCUGAAGAAGGCAGGGAAACUAGGGAAAAAGAAGGACAACAAAGAACCACCCAAUUCACCUGGCUCAUCGCCGAUCCUGCCGGAGAUCGAUGAGAAGACGAUGUCUGUUUUCCCCACGGGGAAGCCGCGCGAAGAGGACCACAUCGAGACUGUAGUUUGCAAGACUUGCAAGAGGCCGGUCCUCAAGCAGAAUGCUGCAGAGCAUAUCAGGGGAUGUAUAAGGGCGAAGCAGGAGAAGGCGCGGAAGAAGAAGGAGGCUCGGGAUGCGGCUAAUAGAGCCAAGGCCGGAGAGAAAGAUGGCGAUGAGGAUGGCGCGGGUGGCGAUAAGGGUGACGGAGAUGAUACGGUGAAGGCUCAGAAAAGCGCAAAGAAGAGUGCCGUCAAGGGCAUGGCGGAAGAUGGGACGAAGAAAGGCAAGAAGCGCAAGGCGGAGGGUGAUGAUGAUAACAAGGACAAGGAGCCGAAGAAGAAAAAGAAGAAGGAAGAACAGAAACCAAAGGCGCCGAAGCCGAAGGGUCCUGUUGAUGUUGAGAAGCAAUGUGGUGUUCCUCUGCCGAAUGGUGCUCAGUGUGCCCGGUCGUUAACUUGCAAGAGUCAUUCCAUGGGUGCAAAGCGUGCCGUGCCUGGACGGUCUUUGCCGUAUGACAUGUUACUCCAAGCAUAUCAAAAGAAGAACCAGGCUCGUCAACAGAAGGCGGCUAUCGACGCAAACGCACCACUCCAAGACGACUUGGAAAACAAUGGUCCUGUCGACUCAGACGAAGAGAAAGACGCUGUCAUGGCAGCAAUUUCGCGCUCUCAACCGCAACCGCUGGUCAGCCACACUUUGAUAUCUACCAAGAAGAAGUAUCAGUAUGUACGAAUCAAGGAAAUGCUUUCACAUGCGCUGGGUGGUGCCCGCGGUGGUGGGCUCUUUUCAACUGGCGACCAAGUCAACAGUCCAAUUGAGGGGAAUCUCUUCCAGCCGAUGGACGAUAUCGACAUAGCGGAUGCUCCGGGCGAUAUUGACUUGGAUAAUGCCAACCUCACCGCGUCAGAUGUUGCGAGGAAAACUCCGGUAGUGGCGGGCUCAUAG